Molecule: messenger RNA, 322 nt
Organism: Solanum verrucosum
Lineage: Eukaryota; Viridiplantae; Streptophyta; Magnoliopsida; Solanales; Solanaceae
Product: auxin-responsive protein SAUR50-like
Exons: 1
Coding region: 29-319 (96 amino acids)
Biological process (GO): response to auxin
Source: RefSeq, a predicted model, not a curated record
GCCAACACACAAAUUAAACUAUUCUACUAUGGCUCUAAAGAAAGCAACUCAAACAGCAGCUCUUAAACAAAUCUUGAAAAAAUGUUCUAGCUUUGGAAAAAAUGAAAAUGGGCUACCAAAUGAUGUCCCAAAAGGACAUUUUGUGGUAUAUGUGGGAGAAAAUAGGAGCAGAUAUAUUAUUCCAAUUUCUUGGUUGACUCAUCCUGAAUUUCAAAGUUUGCUUCAAAGGGCUGAAGAAGAGUUUGGAUUUAAUCAUGAUUUGGGAAUUACUAUUCCUUGUCAUGAACAUGAUUUCUGCACUCUUAUUUCUAACUUUUGAUCG